AUGGAAGGUGCACUCACACCUAGCAUGCGACAUGUGUAUGUACAAUAUCGAUGCAUUAUUUCUUCUAAUGCUUAUUUGAUGAUGGGCAUAACGGAUGGAAGAAAUGAUCACGCUAUUGCUGAUGCUUUGGAGGUGAAAUUCCUUGAGAAAUACUUCCCUGAAGAUGUGCGUAGCAAGAAGGAGAUUGAAUUUCUUGAGCUUAAGGAAGGAAACAUGAUAGUAGCUAAGUAUUCCACCAAGUUUGAAGAGCUAAUGAAGUUAAGUCCUCAUUACAAUGGUGUAGUUGUGGAGGGAUCCAAAUGUAUUAAGUUUGAGAAUGAACUAAAACCUGAGAUUAAGAAGGGUAUUGUCUACCAGGAGAUUCACAGGGCACGUUCCACUCAAUACAAGAGUGUUAGUGAGAGGAAGGGAGAUAAUAAGUUUAGGGGAAAACCAUAUAGUUCUCUAGUUGACAAAGAGAAGCAGAGGACUUUAGAUGAGAAAAAAUCAAGUGGAGGAGUGAAUCCCGCUUAUGUUAAGUGUUUCAAGAGUGAUAAGCCGAUUUGUUAUAACUGCGGUGAAAGGGGUCAUAUCAGUACCAAUUAUCAGAAGUCGAAGAAAGAACAGUCAGGAGGGAAAGUCUUAUUCUUGUCUGGGAUAGAGACUACUAUUGUUGACCAUUUGAUUCGAGGGAUGGGAAUACUCACUUUGUGGGUUUGUUUGAAUUAUCGGCUUACUAUCUAUGGUAAGAGUUUUGGUAUGGAUUUAAUGUGUCUACCUUUGAGGAAUCUUGAUGUUAUCCUUGGAAUGAACUGGUUAGAGUUCAAUCAUGUUCAUAUCAACUAUUUUUUCAAGACAGUUUCAUUUCCAGAGUUUGAUAUUAGUGAUGAGUUGUUCAUCUCAUAUAAGCAAGUGAAUGAGUUCGUGAAGGACGGUGUUAUAGUGUUUAUGAUAUUAGCUUUUAUGAAGACGAAGACUAAAUUCGUGUUGGACGAGCUACCUGUGGUGAGUGAUUUUCCAGAUGAUAUUAGUGAUUUUCUGCCAGAGCUUGAGAUGGAGUUUUCUAUAGAUUUAAUACUUGGUACUAGUUCAGUGUCAAUGACUCCUUAUAGGAUGUUUGCUUCAAAGUUGGUGUAA
Lathyrus oleraceus (garden pea) is the source of this 1116-nucleotide messenger RNA. RefSeq lists its product as uncharacterized. The transcript is spliced from 5 exons. Lineage: Eukaryota; Viridiplantae; Streptophyta; Magnoliopsida; Fabales; Fabaceae. The record is from RefSeq and is a predicted model, not a curated record. Bases 1 to 1116 code for a protein of 371 amino acids. Gene Ontology annotation, molecular function: zinc ion binding; nucleic acid binding.